AUGAUUGCGCGAUCUCUCUCGGCCCUCGUCUUGACCCUCGCGGUCUCAAUCGCCGCCGCCGGCGUCGGCGACGACGGCCAGGAAAAGAAACUCCAGGAGUACAUGCGCGUCGGCCGGCGCCCCGUGCGCGUGAGCCUCGCCAAGGACCGCAUCGCGCGCUUCCGCGGCGCGGGCCGCCUGCAGGGCAUCUGGAACCACAAGGACGCCAAGCCCGGCUACCUCGAGAUGGAGCUGCCGCUCAACAAGGACGACUCGAACUACCUGCUCUACACGGCGAACUGCAAGCCGGGCAAGUUCUUCAGCAACGCCAUCAACUUCGAAGAGGGCACGAUCUACGAGGUGUCGUCCUUCGUCCCGACCAAGGAGACGACCAAGGAGGUCGGCAAGUUCACCAACCCGUUCUCGGCGUUCGUCGACGACUCGACGGAGGGCGGCGACGACAGCGUCGUCGACGGCGCGGAGAACGUCGAGCGGCGCCGCGAGGAGCUCGAGGCGCUGGAGGCGAUCUACGGCGAGGAGAAGGUCUGGGUGGAGGGCGACGGCGGCGACGCGCUCGGCGUCGUCUGCGUCACGCUCGAGCCGGCCGCGUGGGCCGCGGCCGCGGCGCCGCCGCGCGUCACCGUCGCGUGCCGGCGGCCGCGCGGCUACCCCGAGAGCCGGCCGCUCGCGUUCGACGUGCGCGUCGCGGCGGCGGACCGCGCGGCCGUGCCGACGAAGACGCUCACGGGCCUGCGCGCGCGGCUCGACGGCGUCGCGCGCUCGCUCGUCGGCGACGUCGCGAUCCACGCGCUCUGCGCCGAGGCCGUCGAGGCGCUCGACGCGCUCGAGGAGACGGCGCGGCCCCUCGACGAGCAGAUGGCCCUCCGCGAGGCGCGCGAGCGCGAGACCGCCGCCGCGCGCGACGGCGCCGCGCGCCGCGCCGCCGAGGACGCGCGGCGCGCGCGCGACGCGGAGCACCGCGCGCGCGUCGCGUCGACCCUCGAGGACGAGCGCGGCGCGCUCCAGCGGCGCGCCGAGCCCCUGCGCCUCGACUCGCUCGAGGGCGACGUCGCGCGCGGGUCCCUGAGCAGCGACGAGAGCGAGGGCCCGCUCGGCCGCGGCGACGACCGCGAGUCGUCGCGGUUCCACGCGGACUUCAAGGAGGUCGGCGUGCUGGGCAGGGGCGGCUGCGGCGAGGUCUGUCGGUGCCUGAACCGCCUCGACCGGCGGACCUACGCCAUCAAGAAGGUCAGGCUCCGGCGCGGCGCGACGCGGCGCGACGCGAAGCGCCAGCUCCGCGAGGUCGAGGCGCUCGCGGCCGUGUCGCACCCGCACGUCGUGCGCUACUACCAGGCCUGGAUCGAGGGCCUCGAGGCGCCCCGGGAGCCGGAGAUGGCCUUCGAGGACUUCGACCUCUGCCAGAACUUCUCCGAGGACGACGGCUCCGACUCGUCGUCCGACGACGACGACGCGCUCGGGUCGUCGACGCGGGCGUCCGCCGUCGACCGCAAAUUCGGCGGCUGCCUCUACAUCCAGAUGGAGUACUGCGCGACGACGCUGCGCCAGGCCAUCGACAGCGGCCGCCUCGCGGGCCGCCGCGAGGACGCGUGGCGCCUCCUGCGCCAGAUCAUCGAAGCGCUCGCCUACCUCCACGGCCUCAAGCUCGUCCAUCGCGACCUCAAGCCGGCGAACGCGAACGUGCUCCUCGACGCGGCGCAGAACGUCAAGCUCGGCGACCUGGGCCUCGCGACGACCGUCGAGGACGACGACGACCGCGCGCCCGCGCGCGACCUCGCGGCGCGCGGCCCGCGUCCUCCGAACGCGACGCCGACGUCCCUGGCCGGGACGGAGCGCGCCUGGAGCGAGAGCUCGGCGACGGGCGGCGCGAUGGACGACACGAUGACGUCGCUCACGCGCGGCGUCGGCACGUUCCUCUACCGCGCGCCGGAGGUCGCGGCCGCGCGGCCCGGGCAGCACUACGCCGGGCAGGAAACAAAAAUAUGCGACACGACUUCAAUGCACUACGACCACGCCGCGGACAUGUACAGCCUGGGCAUCGUCGCCUUCGAGGUGGCCCACGCGCCCUGGGACACGGCCAUGGAGCGCGUCGAGCACAUCCAGGCGCUCCGGCGCGCCGGGGACCGGCCCGCGGCGGCGGCGCCGGGCGUCUUCGCGGCGGACGCGGACGCGACCGUCGCGGCCCUCGUGGUCGCGCUCGUGCGCCAGGACCCGGGCGAGCGGCCGGGCGCCGCGGCGCUCCUCGAGGGCCCGCUGCUGCCCGCGCGCGCGGAGCUCGAGCGGCCCCUGCUCGAGCGCGCGACGGCGGCGCUCCGGAACCCGCUCAGCGAGACGCGCGGCGUCCUCGUGGACGCGCUCUUCGACGCGCCGACGCCCGAGGUCGUGGACCUGGGCUUUGACGCGUCCGACGACGACGGCGCGAAGCCCGCGGCGCGGCGGCGGCGCGCCGCGGCGCGCGGCCACGACUUCGGCGUCGCGCCCGCGCGGCGGCGCCUCGCGGCCGCGAGGAUCGAGCGCGCGGUCGUCGCGCUGCUCGAGCGCCACGGCUGCGUGCCCUUCGACGCGCCGCUCCUGCGGCCGCGGCCGCCGCCGCGGGGCGACGGCGGCGACGGCGACGGCGGCGUGCCGCUGCUCGACGCGCGCGGCGCCGUGCUCCUGUUGCCCGACGAGUCGACGUCGGGCUUCGCGCGGCGCGUCGCGCGCCGCGCGCUCGCCCGGCCCCACUUCGGGGCCUGCCGCCGCUACGCCGCGGGCCGCGUCUUCGCCGCGCGGCCCGGCGCGCGCGGCGCCGCGCGGCCGCGCGAGCGGCGCGAGAUCGCGUUCGACGUCGUCGCGACGGCCGCGGGCCGCGAGCCGAGCGGCGCGGCGCUCUGCGGCGAGGCCCUGGCCCUCGCGGCGGCGGCCGCGGCGCUCGGCGAGGGGCCCGGCGCCGUAACCGUCGCGCUCGGCCACGGCGCGCUCGCCGGCGCGGUCCGCGCGCUCCGGUCCGACGCGUCGCCGCCGCGGUUCCGCGAGCAGCCGUGCGAGCAGCUCGACGCGCUCUUCGACGGGACUCUGCUCGCCGGGCCGCCGCGGGCGGGCCUGCGGCGGGCCGCGGCGCUGUUGGCGGCCGCGCGCGCGGCGCCGGCCGCGGACGACCGCGCGCGGAAGCGCUGGGAGGCCGCGCGGCGCGACGCCGCGGCCGCUAUAGACGACCUCGACGCGGUCCUGGCCUGCGCGGCCUACGCGGGCCUCGACGAGGGCGACGACGAGGGCGACGAGUGCGGCGCGCCCGCCGCGCGGAGCCUGUCGACGUCGCCGGGCCGCGCGACGCCGUCGUCGUGGACGUGCGAGGCGCGCCUCGAGGACCGCGCGCGGCCCGAGGAGGCGCUGCACCGCGCCGCGCGGCGGUCGCGAAAACGGGGGCCCGGCGCGCGCGUCGCCGUCGACGCGGCGCUCCCGUUGGCGCGGCCCUUCGCCGGCGGCGCGCGCUUCGCGGUGUCGCGCGGCGGAAACGUCGUCGCCGUCGGCGGCCGCUACGACGACGCUUUGGCGCGCCACGCGUCGCCCCUGGACCGCGGCGCGGCCGACGCCGCGGCCGUCGCCGUCGGCUGCCGCGUCGACGUCGACGCGCUCGCGCGCGCGGCCGCGGCCGCCGCCGACGCGGCGCCCCCCUUAGCUCCCCUCGAAUGCUUCGUCGCCGCCGAGGCCGCGCCGAGCGACGAGUCCGCGGCGCGGUCCGCGCUGGUGGUCUGCGCCUUCCUGCGCCGCGGCGGCGUCGCGGCGGACUACGCGCCGCUGCCCGCCGAGCCCGGCGCCGGCGGCAAACGCCGGGACCCGCGCCGGUCGGACCACCGCGCGGCGUGCGCGGCGUGGGCCGUGCCCUGGCUCGCGACCGUCGGCCGCGACGGCGCGCUGGCGCUCGCCCACGCGACGCGGCCCGCCCUGAACCGCGACGACCUGAGCCUGGACGAGCUGCUGGAGGCCGUGGUCCGGGGCCGCGCGCCCGAGGCCCGGGGCCGCGCGCCGCGGCCCGACGACGACGCCGUCGCUCGCGCACGCGGCGACGGCGGCGGCGGCCUUUUAGCGCAGGCGCUCCGGAGCCGGCGCGACCCGUCGCCCGCGCCGUCGGCGGCCGCCGAGGCGCCGGGCGCGCCCGCCGCCGAGCGGCUACCGGUCGGCUACGCGCACUGCGCGAGCCCGUCCGCGCCGCGCGCCGCGGACGCGCGGCGCCGCGCGGCGGCGGCGCUCGAGGCCGCGGGCCUCCGCCGCGUCCACCUCGUCGCCUGGGACGACGCCGCGCCGGCGCUCGCGUGCGUCUCCGUCGACGCCAAGCUCCGGAGCCUCCGCGCCGUCGGCGCCGCGGCCAUCGACCUCGGCGCCGACGCCGCGGCCCUCCGCGCGCGCUGCGACGACCACGGCAACGACCGCCGCGCGCUCCGCCUCUUCGUCGACGCGCUCCUCGAGGCGCGCGCCGCGAAGCGCCGGGGCGGCGCGCUCAUGGUCUACGUCUACUCCACGCACGACGACGCCCUCGACCUCCUCUCGCUGCCGCUCCCGGCGCCGGCCGCGCACUCCAAGAAGCCGAACGAGAAGGCGGGGCGCAAGGGGCGGAAGCGCUAGCCACGUCUGUGUGUAAAACGUGACCCGAA
Molecule: messenger RNA, 4628 nt
Organism: Aureococcus anophagefferens
Lineage: Eukaryota; Pelagophyceae; Pelagomonadales; Pelagomonadaceae
Exons: 8
Coding region: 1-4599 (1532 amino acids)
Biological process (GO): protein phosphorylation
Cellular component (GO): cytosol
Molecular function (GO): protein binding; ATP binding; eukaryotic translation initiation factor 2alpha kinase activity
Source: RefSeq, a predicted model, not a curated record